AUGCAGCUCAACACCAUCCUCCUCGCCGCCCUCGCCGGCAUCACGCUCGCGGCGCCCGCGCCCGCGCCUGCGGCGGACAAGUGCCCCAAGCUCCCCACCCCGGCCCAGGCCAAGCGCAUCAAGGUCCAGGAGUCCGUCGGCCUGAGCUGCUCCGUCAGCACCCAGUGCACCUUUUACUGCACCGACUUCCAGGGCGGCGACUGCUUCCUCGACAUCAAUGGCGGCGGCAGCUGCGUCUUCUAA
Gaeumannomyces tritici R3-111a-1 is the source of this 243-nucleotide messenger RNA. RefSeq lists its product as hypothetical. The record is from RefSeq and is a predicted model, not a curated record. The transcript is spliced from 2 exons. Lineage: Eukaryota; Fungi; Ascomycota; Sordariomycetes; Magnaporthales; Magnaporthaceae. The coding region runs from base 1 to 243 and encodes 80 amino acids.